This is a messenger RNA of Ylistrum balloti, 1767 nucleotides long. RefSeq lists its product as uncharacterized. The coding region runs from base 1 to 1767 and encodes 588 amino acids. The record is from RefSeq and is a predicted model, not a curated record. NCBI's taxonomy places the organism in Eukaryota, Metazoa, Mollusca, Bivalvia, Pectinida, Pectinidae. The transcript has 18 exons.
AUGUCGAAUUUACGUCAACACCAAUCACAAGCAGAGGCAGGCGGUAACAUAACAAGCCUCUUAACAAAACUAGGCGGAGGAAUCGAAUGCGGUGCUGACAUUUGCAAUACACACGAAGAACCGCAUUGUGUAUUGCAUCACCAAACUUUUAAAUGUGAUCAUCACUGUGAUGAGCAUCAUUUGUGUGAUAAUGAAGUCCCGGACCCUCACGGCGACAUCCCAGACUGUUGCUGUAAAGACCAGGCAUGUGUCGACUUCGUCAAAAGUACCACCAAUACCCAUCUUGAGGGCGUUAAAUGUCCAGAUUGCCCAGACGUACAGAAGAACCAAUGCCAUGGAGAUCUGCAUCACCGUUGUGCUCCUGAUGAGAUGUGUGAAGUGAUCACCAACGGGAAUGGCAUUGCCUCAACCCGCUGUCAACAUGAACCCGAUUGUAUCCGGGAGCAGCACUUGGGCACACUUACUGACCCACGCUCCAAAUUUUGUUGCAGAACACAGACAUGUAUAAACUCUGUAUUUCAAAACCCCAUGGGGACAACAACCACUAUGACUGCUUCAAGUACUACCAACAAGUUCAUAAGUACGACUGUGCCUCCGUCUACAGCUAAACCUUUGUACUGCCCAGUGUGCAGUGACGCCUUCACUGGAAACUGUACGCAAUCGGCUUGUGCAUCGAAUGAGGGCUGCAUGUUAACCGUUACGCAUGGUCAACUACGGACUGGAUGCGAGGAGAUAACAAACUGCCAGUAUCAUGAGAGGAUAGGAGACGCCGUGUGUUGUACAGACAAGAACUGCACUGAUAUUGCUUUCCAGAAAAUGCUCAGCUCAUCAUUCACGUGCCCGAUAUGCAUAAAUGCACAAGACCCCCACGCAUGUAUGAGAAUGCAAGGGAAAUGCUCAUACCUCAGCAAAGGUUGCAUGAUCACGCAUUCCCAAGGUGGCAUCUCCUCUGGCUGCAAUGCGCAUAGUAAGCACUGCGAAAUAGCACAGGCUGCUAACUCGCCACUAUGUAACGUCAACCCGAUACCAUUCACGUACUCACCAGGACUUCAGUGCAGUUUCUGCUGUCAUAAUAAUGAUAGCACGUGUAUAUUGAACGCCUUCGGAGUCCAUGAUGUAACACCGUCACCAACGACAGGGAUUUCAGGUAAAUCUUUUUCUUCAUGCGUUGACCACGAAGACUCCACCUUUUCGUGUAAAGACUUCGACAAAACGUAUAACAUGUGUUCCAGUGCUGUACCCUUUAUGGUCCAUCUCGUUGGGACGAAGUGUCAAAAAACAUGUGGUAGAUGUCCAGGAUCAGGACCUUUACUCCAAUGUGAGGACAAAGUAAGCGCCUGUCCUGUAAUGGCUAGCUCUCUAUGUUCAUUAACUGAUCCUGCCUCACAGCAGUACGCCAACGAAAACUGUGCUAAGACUUGUAAUCUCUGUGCCGCAACAGCAAUGACAACUCCUGUCCCAUGUGUUGACAAAGAUAAUAAUUGUGCUGGAAUGGCGGGCUUCCUUUGUCCAAGUACUGAUUCUCAAUCUUUGGACUACGCAAAAGAACACUGUGCGAAGACGUGCAACCAUUGUGCCACAAGUUCUCCGCUGCCAACAGUCUCCGCUCAGUGUAUCGAUCAUGACCUCUACAAUAACUGUGCGACAUUGGGCAAUCAGUUAUGUAAUUCACAAGAAAUCCAUGUGAAAAACUUUGCCAUCGCUUCCUGUGCCAAAACUUGCAAUCUGUGUACAGAAUAUUUUCUGUCGGGUCCUAUUACGGGUUAG